This is a messenger RNA of Pistacia vera, 1477 nucleotides long. RefSeq names its product DNA-directed RNA polymerase III subunit RPC7-like. The transcript is spliced from 9 exons. Gene Ontology annotation, cellular component: RNA polymerase III complex. The record is from RefSeq and is a predicted model, not a curated record. Gene Ontology annotation, biological process: transcription by RNA polymerase III. NCBI's taxonomy places the organism in Eukaryota, Viridiplantae, Streptophyta, Magnoliopsida, Sapindales, Anacardiaceae. Bases 605 to 1231 code for a protein of 208 amino acids.
GUUUAUUCCGUCUAUGUUAAAAGUUAAUUGGGCCACAAUAACUGUUUGAUAAAAUGUCUCAAUGGAGUUGGUUUCUGAAAGCUGACUUAAUUACUUCGGUAGAAUCUUAGAGUGGGUUUGUACAAGUGAGAAGCACUUCUGGAGAAGCUUGGUGCCCAGUUAGAAAUCAUUGCUUUAAUCAAGUAUUGAUAAUUGAUAAUGGUAAUUGUUUUUCAAAUGUCAUAUCUGAGAAGAGUUUGUUGCCGUUGUGCUUUUAUGGGAUUAUACUGGUAUUGUGGUAGUUUUGAAGUAGAUAAAAUGGUGAAUGCAGCGCGCUUGUUUAAAUUAGCUAUUUAUUGUGAUCAAUUGAUAAAAGUUACCCCGCUUAAAUUGACAGAAGUUAGUGAAGUCUAGCUAUUUGAAGGGCGAAGAAAAACCCCAUAUGAAGAACAACUAAAAUAAAAUAAAUAAAUAAAAAUCUAGCCAAUACAUUACCAUCUUCUUUAAUUCCAAAACCCAAAGUAGUUUAGCUUGCCGAGCACAAUUACAAAAAUCAGGACCAAAUCUAGAAACCCAGCUCUGGUGACGGCCAGCUCCAACGAGGAGUAGACCAGCGAUUCCAUAGAUGGCUUAUAGAGGGCGUGGACGUGGUCGCGGGUUUGGAGGUGGUGGCUUUAGCUAUGCUAAACAAGAAGUUUUUGAACUCUUUCCUGAUAUUGAAUUACCUAAUAGCAAAAAUGUGCCAGUGGACAAGAACUUAAUCAUUUGGAAUUCAAGGCUGCUGAAUUAUUGGAAGUCUUCUCCUUACUAUCUUGAAGAAAAUGUUGAAAAGAAUAGCCAAAGCAUGGACAUAGAAAGAUUUUCUGACUUGAAUAAGCCAAGGACCUCAACAACUCGUGAUUCAAUUGACCAAAUUCUACAGCUCACAGCAAAUAAUUUUCCUCAAGAACUGAUCAAAGGUUCAAGGGGACAGCGGAGCUCAAAAAGAGUGCGAUGGAAGACAGAUGCAGGCCUGCAGAGGUUAGAUCUCUUUGAAAAACUUGAACAGAAAAAUAAGGGUGAAGAGGAAAAAGAUGAAAAGGAAAAGAAAGAAGGCGAAGACAAGGACGAGGACGAAGAUGAUGAAGAAGCAGCCGGAGAAGCUGAUGAAGAAUUCAGUGAUGAUGGAGAUUAUAAUCAGAAUGUUGAUUUUGAUGACGAUGAAGAUGAUUUUAACAUGGACGAUGGGAAUGAUGAUGAAGCAACAUACUAACUGCUAUGUGGUAAAUUUUUGCCUGCCCUGAUCUUCCAACCAUCUCUUCUAGCUGCAAAUUCUGCAGAAAGAAUGAUGUGGCUUGUUUUGUCACAGCCACCUUGUAAAUUUACUGCAAGAAAUUUUGGUAAAAGCUUAAUGCUUUGAGUAGGAGGAUUUUUACAUUAUUCUUCAAAUUUACGGUCUAGCAAAUUGAAUCAUGGCCUUAGUUCAGAGCUUGCGUAUUAUCAGUAUGCGUAAAAUUCA